Molecule: messenger RNA, 1770 nt
Organism: Lasiosphaeria miniovina
Lineage: Eukaryota; Fungi; Ascomycota; Sordariomycetes; Sordariales; Lasiosphaeriaceae
Exons: 2
Coding region: 1-1770 (589 amino acids)
Source: RefSeq, a predicted model, not a curated record
AUGCCAACCACUGAAAUCAUCACCAUCAUCAACAACUCGGGGAAGGUCCUUAGCACGGGCAAGCAACUUGUCGGCAUCUUCAAGGAAGCCAAGGCUGCCUACCGAGACAGGCGGGAGGCAAUCAAGGCGGAACGCGCCGGCAUCCAGCGAGCAAGGACCUUCAACGUGUCACAGCGUGCCCCCACCGAUCUGUACGACGACUACUACGAGGAAGAACUCGACCCUGUCUACAACGACCGCCGCCUUCUUCACGACGCCUCCGGCCGCCGAAGGUCGCAGGAUGACGACCGCUCCCAUGCCUCAUCCCACCACAGCCAGCGCUCCCGGCGCUCACAUCGCCGGCGCUCCUCCUCCCGCACUCGCCCUGCCCUGACCAUUUCGAACCUCCGAACCCACUCGGAAGUGUCGGCCACGCCGCCGUCUGCUGCCCUGAAACAAUACCAAUCGCCGUAUGCCGAGACAUCCCCGCGGGACCUGCAGAUAUCCCGCCUGACACUUCACCGGGCCGCGACCAUGCCCCAGCCAGCUGCAUCCGAAUUCGCGCAUGCAUCACCCCCGCUGUUGACCAGCGGUGAUACAACGCCCGUCUCGACCCCGCGCCAGAGCAUGAUGGUCCACCGGCCGCGGUCCGAGGCGUCGCUGAAAAAGAAGAAGGAAAUUGAUAUGCACCUCGCAUACGGGGAUAUUCCGCCAGAUCUGGCAAGCCGCACAGAUCUGGACCCUGUCGACAACGGGCCUGAGACCGAGUCGCAGGAGUCGCAGGCGCUUAAUCUGAUGGACCGCAUUGAAGGCUUCUUGGACGAGGCCCAUUGUGUGCAGCACACAGCUAGCGACAUGAUAGCAAAUCUCCAGCAGAACCCCGAGGCGGCGGCGGCUGUCGCACUGACGCUGGCCGAGCUCAGUGCCCUCAUCGGCAAGCUGAGUCCAGCAUUCCUGGGUAUUGUCAAAGGCGGGAGCCCAGCCAUCUUUGCGCUGCUGGCUAGCCCGCAGUUCCUGAUCGGCACGAGCAUUGCUCUCGGAGUCACGGUCGUAAUGUUUGGCGGCUGGAAGAUUGUGAAGCGGAUCCGUGACGCCAACAAGGAGAAGGAGGCAGCGUUCGAAAUGCAAUCAGGCCUCCCACAACCGGUGCCCGCCGCGCAAGCUCCCACCUCCCCGCCAGAACCAUCUGCUGGCAGCUCGGCCAGCUACGAGGAAGCGCUUGUGCUGGAGGAGGAGCUGAGCACAAUCGAGACGUGGCGGAGAGGAAUCACGCCGUUUGGCGCAGGCGAAGCUGCCGAUGUCGAACUGAUGAGCGCAGAGGCCGACCGCGCCCUACAGGACAAGUACCGUGAUGACGAGGUCGAUCCCGACGACUCGGUCUCGCGUAGCGGUAGAAGCACCCGCACACACCGCACGAGAAGACCACACCGCAGCCACCGCAGUAGCCGGCGGCACGACGAGGGCGGGGAUGAUGUUGAAGUCCCGGAGAGGAAGAGCAGCAAGAACUACACCAAGGGAGAUGGUGCCGUGAGCGAGGUUGCCGCCAGCGAGCGCAGCCAUCGCAGCCACGGGAGCCACCGCAGCCACGGGAGCUCGGGGUCGCGGUCGUCCAAGCACACGGCCAAGAUUGGGCUCAAGGCAAUCGAGGACAGCAGCAAGGACGACGAGGAGGCCUCUCCUGACAAGCCCAAGGAGAAGAAGAACAACAUGCUUAAACAGCUCUUCAAGAAGAUGAAGGACAAGGAUGAUAAGGAAAAGGAAAGAAGCACCGCCGUGUCUGUCCUGGUAUGA